AUGGAUUACGGAUUUUGGAUGAUGUGUAACGGCAAGUCGCCGAUCUCAUACGAUAGGGCGACAUAUAUCCUGAAACUUCUCGAAGAUAGGGGUCAUCGAGGAUACUUCACACAACGCGAUUCCAAAGAUAAAGACUCAUUAACGGAAAUCUCAGAAGCAGUCGAUAAAUGUCAAUACAUUCUUAUCGUCUUUGACGAGGACUUUAAAAAGGACAACUUCAGUAUGACGACGCUAGAGAAGGUCUUCAAGAAGCUCAUAUAUACACGGCGACUUCAUCGGAUUAUUCCCCUAGUAAUUGGGAUUAAAAGAGACAAAGUAGUCCCAAGUUAUGUUCCUAACUUCUGCCUUGAAUUCUGUGAUAACUGGAAAUCAGAUGAUAGGCAAUUUACCCGACUUGAGAACACUUUGCGGUCGUGACCUACGUGACUAGAAUGCGCUGGUAAAUGCAACGCGCGUAUCCGUCCCUCCAGUGAUGUAUUUAAAAACACAUAUUGGAAUAGUGCAAGAAGGCCAGUAUGACAAGAGAAUGAAUAAAUAACAUACGAGGACAGCUCAGCCAUUUC
Messenger RNA from Owenia fusiformis, 563 nucleotides. NCBI's taxonomy places the organism in Eukaryota, Metazoa, Annelida, Polychaeta, Sabellida, Oweniidae. The record is from the annotation of a GenBank genome assembly.